This is a messenger RNA of Tripterygium wilfordii, 988 nucleotides long. Its product is annotated as TLC domain-containing protein At5g14285. The transcript has a single exon. Bases 61 to 813 code for a protein of 250 amino acids. Gene Ontology annotation, cellular component: membrane. The record is from RefSeq and is a predicted model, not a curated record. Lineage: Eukaryota; Viridiplantae; Streptophyta; Magnoliopsida; Celastrales; Celastraceae.
UCUCUCUCGUCUUUCACGUUCAAUCUGUGUUGCGGACUUGUGGGUUUCUUACUUUUUAGUAUGAUGGAAACCCUAAUUUCUUCUCAAUCUCUCCCAAAUCUCCCUCUCUUUCUCUCAUUCUUUCUGAUCAUUUACUUGAUCGCUUAUUUCGUUGUAUUUCGCAAUUGGAGCCCCAUAGUCCGACCCGAAGCCUCCAGUUGCUUGAUUUCGCUCUUCCAUGGCACUCCGGCGGUUUUUCUUGCCGCCAGUGCAAUCAUCGCGGACUCGAACCGCGGUUUCUCGUCGCCGAACACUGGAGCUCAGAAUUCAGUUCUCGAUUAUAGCAUUGGCUACUUCUUGACUGAUCUCCUUCACUACAUUGUCUUCUAUCCUCGCGAUCUCCUCUUUAUUGGCCACCACUUGGCCACUCUUUUCGUGUUCGUCACCUGCCGAUACCUGGUCUUGCACGGAGCCUUCUCGAUUUUGGUGCUCUUGGUGCUCGCCGAGGUCACCAGCGCCUGCCAGAACGUCUGGACUCUUGCGACGGCACGGAGAGGCGAUUCGAAGUUUGCAGCCAAAGUGUAUGAUCUCUUGUCCCCUCCAUUUUAUGCGUUUUACUCGGUUGUUAGGGGAAUUGCGGGUCCUUAUUUCGUGUACAGAAUGGGGGUCUUCUUUAUCAGUGGCGAAGCUGAUAGUGUGAUUCCUAGAUGGGUUUGGAUUUCAUGGAUGGUUGUGGUGGUGAUGGCUAUUUCAGGUAGUCUGUUGUGGAUUUGGAAUUUGUGGGUCGAGUUGUAUAGAGGCAGGAGAGUUAGAUUGGAGGAGAAAUUGAGGUAACUAAUGGUAUUGGAUCGGGGAAAAAUAGAAUUGUCUUUUUCUUCUCUGUUGUAUUGAUUGAGGCUAUAAAAUCGAAUAAUUGGGCCUGCAAAUGUUGUUUAUGUUGAAACUUUUUCGUGAAUUGUGUAAUUUAAGAUUUUAAAUUUCAAGAUAGAAAUCCCUUCUUUCUAGCUCA